Molecule: messenger RNA, 725 nt
Organism: Vicia villosa (hairy vetch)
Lineage: Eukaryota; Viridiplantae; Streptophyta; Magnoliopsida; Fabales; Fabaceae
Exons: 2
Coding region: 250-579 (109 amino acids)
Source: RefSeq, a predicted model, not a curated record
UUUGUUCCAGAUGGACGUAACAAUAUCUUAACAGCAGCCAUUAGAACAUUUGAGCAUGGUGGUCGUGUUCGUGGUGUUGGAAAACACCAUAAGCAAAGCACUUACUUUUGAAGGUCAUCUUCACGUCAAGGACAACAUAUAUAUGUAAAUGAACAACUUGAACAACUUACAUCUAAAUUGAAAGCAAGACUUGGAGCUGAAUUUGAUCAAAAGUUGGUUGAAGAGCGUAAGGUGUUGCAACAAUCUUUUAUGGAGACACUUAAGUCUAUGGGUUUUUCGCAAAGCACAGAUAAUAAUAAAUGCAUUGAAAAAAUGGAAGUAGUCGAAGGAAGCGGAAAAGAAAGUUGUUCAACUGCAAAAGGAAGCACAAAAGACGUGGAAGUUGACGAUGUUCGGAGAUUGUUACUCAUGGUUGUGAAAAUUGCGGGCAGACACUUGGAAAUGGAAUUAAGUCAUUGUCGAUCUGUCGCUAAUUUGUAUAUGUCAGCUAAGUGUAUCAGAGAGUUGUUGAUGAGUUUUCAUUGGCUUGACGUGUACUCUGCAAGUUUGGUGCACGUUUAUUCAUCGUGUAUGUAUUGAUAAUUCCACAUCAGAAGUAUAUGGAAUUAUGGACCCUGCUAUGUGUAUAUAUGUUGAUACUGUGACGAAAACUCAAGCAGGUGUUAAAAAAUACAUACAAGAUAAGUCAGAGAGGGAAAAUAGAGUGUGUCACUUACUACCACUUA